AAAAUGGCUCAAAACGAGAGAAAUGGUGUAAACCUGAAGACUAACUCUGAAGCAAUGUUUAAUAAGUUUGUGGUCCUCAUUGGUGUGGCGUUUGGAUCAGCAAUAUUGGCAGUAAUGAUACUAAUCAAUGAACAGUUACCACAGCCAUACAUGGAUGAGAUAUUUCACGUUCAACAGACACAGGCCUAUUGCAAAGGCAACUUCACUCAGUGGAACCCUAAGAUAACGACCCCUCCGGGCCUAUACCUGACAACAUUGGGUUUUCUUAAACCAUUCUCCGAGUUGUACGCCUUUGGCGAAGAAGACGAAACAAAGAUUUGUCCGCUUAUUAUCCUUAGGUUAAUGAAUGUCAUCUUCACCUGUGCUAACAGUUAUCUAAUAUAUUUAAUAUCAAUUCAAAUGCAUCGGUUUGCACCGAGAACUUCCAAACUUAAGUUACUGUUUUCAUCGGUGUCUUUGGCAUCACUUCCGCCACUAUUUUUCUUUUCCUUUCUUUACUAUACAGAUCCGGGUUCUCUAUUCUUCGUGUUACUCAUGUAUAUGUUUGAUGUCAAUGAAUAUGAAUGGUUAGCCGCUCUUUUCGGCGGAAUAUCUUUGCUCUACAGACAGACCAAUAUAGUCUGGAUUUUCUUUUUGGCCGCACAUACCAGCCUUAAGAUAUACAACAGAAAUGGUGACAAAUCAAAGAAGAGGUCAAUAGUAAAGUCGUUUAUUCAGGCGAYGCCACAGAUUAUGCUAAUCUGUGGCGGAUAUGCAUUGGAUGGCAUAAUAUUUAUGGCAUUUCUUAUCUAUAACAAGGGUAUAGUAUUAGGCGACCGGUUAUCUCACGAAGCAGUCUUGCAUUUGGCACAAAUGCCAUACUUUUUAGGUUUUGUAACAUUUUUUGGCUUUCCCUGGCUUUUCAACGCAACAAAUAUCAAAAAGUUUAUAUCGUUAUCAAUGAGAUAUCCUGUGAGACUGAUGGUCAGUGCUGUAUUCAUGGGUGUCAUAAUCAACCAGUUUUCCUAUACUCAUCCCUAUUUGUUGGCCGAUAACCGACACUACACUUUCUAUAUAUGGAAGCGUAUUCUGGGAAGGGAUGGAUCGCUAGUGCCGUACGCUGUGAUUCCUAUCUAUAUCUAUACGGCUGUAACAAUGUUUCAAUUAUUGCAACGAAAAGACUCAAUAUUUAAGAUAUUAUUAAUUAUGUGUACAUUGGUCUCAAUAGUGCCGCAAAAGUUGUUUGAAAUGCGAUAUUUUGUGCCGGCGUUUGUCAUUUGGCGGCUAAAUAUUGCACCGACUAAUGGUUUAGCGCUAACUCUCGAGUUUAUAUUAUUUUCAUUUGUUAACGCUUUUACUAUCUAUAUGUUUGUAUUCAAUACAUUCAAAUGGCCUCAAAAUAAUGACUUACAAAGAUUUAUGUGGUGA
Messenger RNA from Oppia nitens, 1407 nucleotides. RefSeq names its product putative Dol-P-Glc:Glc(2)Man(9)GlcNAc(2)-PP-Dol alpha-1,2-glucosyltransferase (gene Alg10). Gene Ontology annotation, molecular function: dolichyl pyrophosphate Glc2Man9GlcNAc2 alpha-1,2-glucosyltransferase activity. The record is from RefSeq and is a predicted model, not a curated record. Gene Ontology annotation, biological process: protein N-linked glycosylation; dolichol-linked oligosaccharide biosynthetic process. Lineage: Eukaryota; Metazoa; Arthropoda; Arachnida; Sarcoptiformes; Oppiidae. The coding region runs from base 4 to 1407 and encodes 467 amino acids. The transcript has 5 exons. Gene Ontology annotation, cellular component: endoplasmic reticulum.